AUGAGCACUGACCCAGUACCCUCACUGGCGCUACCAGCGCCAGCUACUGCGGCGCCCGUAUCAAAUCCAUCGUUCUCAGUACAGCCGGCACCAACAAGCAUAUCAGAGCAGCACCAGCAGCCGACAACACCGACAACACCGCAAAGGACUGCAUCGACAAUCUCGCAGCAGCCAGCACCACAACAGCAUGUCACGGCAAACCAUCCAGCCUCGAUAGCUGCUGCUGCAACUGUCGCGCUCUCUGCUACGCUUCUCGACCCGAACGAGUGGAACGCGCUUGCAUCAACAAGCAUGGUGACGCUGGAUGAUCUCAGGACAGCGUUUCUGGAGCAACGCCAACAGCAGCUUAAAGACGUGGAACGGACCCAUCGUGAAUCCCUGCGCGAGCUGCUCUUCAUGUCCGAAACGUUCGACAGGGAAGAUGUUGCAGGCAGUCCAUGGAAGCUCGGGCAGACCUUGCAAGUAGCAGAAGAUGAUACUCGGGAGCAUGUCAAGACAUUCCUUGAUCAGUAUCACUUGUCUAUCGAAAACCAAAAGUCCAUCAAAGACCAUGUUUUGGAGCAGCCAAAAGCACUGCGCGAGCUUGUAUCGAAAGAGCUCAAGACGGGCCCUGUAGAACUUGCGCCUCCGCCCACUCCCACUAGUGCAACAGCGCCUUCAGCCGGUGAAGCCCAUCGCGAUCGCGAUCUCAAAAAGGAGGUGGAGCAGAGCAAUCUGCAUCGAAGUCAAGCGGUCAACCUUGCUGCAGCUGCAGUUCAGGCUCGUGCAAUUGCCGAGGGAGUGGCCAAGAUCAAACCUCUCAACAUCACGGCCGCAGAAAGUCAAGGCGUUCGCGUAGCUCCUCUCCAGCCCGGCCAGGUACCUAGCUUUGUCAUUGAAUCUACCACACCCAUCGCGCCUAUCGUUUCCAGCACCACGGGUGGCUCCUCGACAGCAGCGGCGAUCGAUCUCAAUGCCCAGAAGGCAAUCUCACAGACUGCAGGCGCAGCUGACGAGAUCGACUUGUCGGCAGCUACGCCCAUCAUCAAAAUCGAACCGUCCGACAAGAGCGUCUCAUCACCAUCUAAAGCUCCCGAUGCGCUUGAGAGAGCUGUUUCUCCAGUACCUGGCCUCGCUCGCAACGCCCCUACCCAACCGACAGGGCUCCGCGUCCCGCCCUCGCCCAUGGUGGUACCCUCUGUACCCGAAACGAUCACUGCACCUCCGCUCCAUCCCACUUUGCAGGUUCUCGCACCAAAUCCUCUCUCGGUGACGUACGCCGCCUCGUUGCGACCGCUUCCGCCUGAUCCGACACGACGCAUCACUGGAGCAGGUGUUUCGGGCGGUGCUAUCCACCACCGAAGCGGCAGGAAGAUUUCGAGCUUGUCGAACCACUCCAACUUCAAUUCUUACUCGAGCAUUACAGCUGCUAAGAUUGGGCCUGCGGGGUCCGGUCAAGCGGAUCUGUACCGAUGGUAUGUUCGAGCCAGAGCUUCUCCAGGAGCAGGGAUGGUGGGGAAGGCAGACAAAUGCUUGAUGACGAGCGACUGGAAGGUGGCUUUCAACGAGCAGCGCUUUGUUCGCGCCAUGGCGCGCAUCGAAAAGCUCAAGGCGCAAGGCGAAUGGAGUUUCCGUCAGCCCAAGAAGCAAAAGGGUCCUGUCGUUCGCAAAGCGCACUGGGACCACCUGCUGGAAGAGAUGAAGUGGCUUCAAACUGAUUUCAGGGAAGAACGCCGAUGGAAGAUGGCGGUCGCAUUCCACCUUGCUCACGAAGUCGCCGCUUGGCAUCGCGCACGCACAGCCAGCGAGCGAGCCGCUUUCUGCGUUUCAUUUCCAAGACCUUAUCGUCGCAGGACGGUUUCUGACAACGUCGAGCAGCAUGCUGCGGCGCAAGAGACGUCGGUAGACGAGGCUAUUCCGUCCUCUCAACCACUCGAGACCGCACCAGAUGCUAUUCACGACGAGGCGAUGCCAGACGCGACGUCCUUCGCAGGUGCGCAGGACGAGGAAACACUCCCAUCCGCAAACAACAUCGGCACUGAGAGCUCUACAUCGACCCAGGGUGCCGAUGUCACCAUGGAAGGAGAGACGGAAGGGGACGAAGCAGUUGCUCAGGCGGUGGACAAUGCACUGGAAACCACCAACGAUGAAGCGACCGCGCGCGUGGAGGAAAUGGACGCCGACGGAGAAGACGACGACGCAGAUGCCGAUGCAGACGAUGUAGAGGCCGCGACCGCCGCACUCGUGUCUGGAGAGCCCGCCAAGCCGCCCAAGGUGGAAGUCGUCCGAGAGCCAUUGGCUCAGCCCGAACGCAUGCCCACUCUUGUCGUGGCACCUGAAACGACAGCAGCCUCGACAACAUCCAAAGAGGACCACUCCGCGGACGACAAGCUCGCCCAUGCCUUGCGCAGCGAGCCCAAAGAUGCCGAAUCGACCCUCACCGCUGAAUUGCCGCCACAGCUGCUCGCAACCCUUCGAGCACCGAUCUUCUCCACCAGUGUGACAACUACAGUCGUGUCGCCAGCCGCACUUCUCGAAUCUCUGGAUCCUGAGGCUGCCGCUGCCCUUCUUGGUAUCGAAGUAAGUGACUUGUCCAGUGCUGUCGACUUGCUAAGCCCGGGCUCGCUGUCUUUCAGCAAGAUGUUUCCGGAGCUGCCUUUGUAUGCGGGUGUUUCGGUUCCUGACUCCAGCAGCAAAAGUGACCGACGAUGGGACGAGGGAAGCUUGAAUCAACCUCCGCGUCUGACACACGUGACCAAGCUUCUCGACUCGCGUCCGCUGCUGGUCAGCACACUGGAGCCUUCCAAGAACCGAGCCAACGGUCGGUGGCUUCCUGACAGCGACUGGAUCGUAGCUGCUGAGCAAUCGGAUCCACUGCGAGGCGUGACGGAUGGUUCUGACGCAGGAUUGCCGCCAAUGCCCGGCUCGCUACUGUUUGCGCGUAAGAGCAACCGCGCUCCCAAGGAGAGCAGUGGCCCCGCCUCGUCGACUCCCGCUGAACCUGCUCAGCCGGAUGUGCGCGCAGCCAUGUUUGCCUGGACACCCGACGAGGAUAAUUACCUCAUGACACUCGCCAAGCAGUAUCACAACAACUGGCCUUUGGUUGCAGACCUUUUCAAUUCGACCCGGCUCAACACGACGACGGACAAACGCGAGCCUUGGGAUUGCUACGAUCGAUGCAAGCGCAUCGAGCAGGCAGCUGCGGAGGGCAAGCCGCCGCCCGGACCUCCUCAACUGCCCGUGACAGCAGCCGACACCGACAAGGAUGGUAAGAAGGGCGAUGGGAAAGAUGGCGAUGCUUCGUCCAAGCGCGACAAGCUGAGUAAAAAGCUAGGUUCCAAAUACGAUGGUUCCAAGAGGAAGCUUCGCCGCAGCAAUUUGGUGGAAGUCAUGCGCAAGUCUGCUAAGCGCCGGGAAGCCAGCAAGCAGGCGCAGCAGACGCAGCAGACCAAGAAGGUCAACCUCAACACGCACGAGACGCAUGCGCAGAUCAAAGCCGGGCCCGCCAUCACUCCACAAUCGCUGAGCGCCUUGAAGACGGAGAGAGACCAGGCUGCUUUGCGACAGUACUAUGAGCAGCAACGCGCUCAGCUCGCCUACCAGCAACAACAGCAGCAACAGCAACGUCUGUUAGCGCAGCAAGCGCAGGCGCAACGAAUGGCGCAGCAGCAAGGGACUGUCACUACUCCCGGAGCAGCCGGCGCGGCGGCGACGCAGGCAGGCAAGUCAGUUGUGACAGCGACGGCUGCAGGCUCAAACGGAGCUGGGAAUCUCACUCUGCCUUCUGGAAGCACACCCGCUUCUCAGGCCGGGUCGGCUGUUCAGCAGAAGGCUGGGGCGGGACAAUUGCCAAAUCAGCAAGUCGCUCCGCAGCAACAGCAGCAACAGACGCCACAGUUACAGCAGCAGCAGCAACAGCAGCAGCCAGCGCAACAACAGCAACAACAGCAGCAGCAGCAACAAGUCCAGGCGCAGCUUCAGUCGCAAUUGCAAGCGUCCCAAGCGGCUCAGAUGCAGAACUUGUAUGCACAGAUCCAGCAGCAGCAAAGACAGCAGCAGCAGCAGAGUCAGCAACUGGGGCAGGCGGCGGGGCUGGGUCAAGUGCGUCCGGCCGUUGGACCGUUGACGCAGCAACAGCUGGCGACGUUGACACCACAGCAGCAGCAGCAGUACCAUGCGCAGUUGGCGGCAGCGACGGCAGCGGCGCAGCAGCAGCAGUUGCGGAACCAGAUGGCUGCGGUUGCUGCGGCGCAGCAAGGAGCGCAGGCAGGCGCGGGUGGGGUUCAGGGUUUGCCUUUUAGUAUGCCGAAUGCUCAGGCGCAGGCGCAGUUCCAGCUGAUGCAGCAGCAGCAGCAGCAGCCGCAACAACAGAAUGCAAUGCAGCAGAAUCAGCCCAGACCUCCUCACAUGCAGGCUCAGGCGCAAGCGCAGGCACAGGCGGCAGCUCUGCAGCUGUAUCAGCAGCAGCAACGCCAAGCGGCGCAAGUUCAGGCACAGGCACAGAUGCGUCCUCCACAGACAGCACAGCAGCAACAGCAACAGCAACAGUUUGUGCGUCCCGUCAACAACGGCCAGCGUCCCCCACCCGUACCCACCGCGGCUGGACAGAACAAGCAAGGGCAGCAGCAGCAGCAGGCACGUCCAGCGACACCCACCAACGGCACUGGUGCCGGCAGCCCCGGCAGCGCGGCGGCGCCAGGCAUGCCUGCGACCGUGCAAGCGUUGCAGCAGCAACUCGCAAUCUCCCUUGCAACGUCCAACCUGUCGCCGGAGCAGAUUAACGGGUUGGCGAUCCAACUGUAUAAGCAGGCCCAGCAACAACAGCAGCAGCAGCAACAGCAGCAGGCUACGGGCGGCGGACAGUCGCCGAUCAAUCAAGCGAGGAACAUGGCAAGUCCUGCGGGAGCGCGUCCGCAGCAGCAGAUCUUGAACCAGGCGAUCCAGGCCCUGGCUGCGCAGAAUCAGAAGAAUCAGGGCGCCAAAGCGGGUGCAAGCCAGGCUAGGCCGCCCACACCGAGGCCGUCGUAG
This is a messenger RNA of Sporisorium graminicola, 5007 nucleotides long. RefSeq lists its product as uncharacterized. Lineage: Eukaryota; Fungi; Basidiomycota; Ustilaginomycetes; Ustilaginales; Ustilaginaceae. The record is from RefSeq and is a predicted model, not a curated record. The coding region runs from base 1 to 5007 and encodes 1668 amino acids. Gene Ontology annotation, biological process: protein phosphorylation. The transcript has a single exon. Gene Ontology annotation, molecular function: protein kinase activity.